UCGACCCAUCGUUGUUGUUGGGUCACGACAGCGAAUUGUGUCUAACGAAACUGUCGAGUAAUAGUACCAGCUGAUCCACCAUUCUCUGGAGGUCAGAUCCGCUGGAAGUGCAUUUCAAUUCAAUUCGAUUAGUGCUCGAUUGGGACCAGCAUGGGAAAGCUAAAUACCAACUACAGCAGCUACUGCUACAAUAGUGGCGCUCGGCUCAAUCGAACGAUGACCAAAUAUUGGAACCAGUGUGGUACUCAAAACGAUUGCUCCGGGUCGUCAUCGGGAGGAGAGAGCAACAGUGGCGACGAGGCAUCCCUAGAAUUCGGACGGAUUAUCUGCUGCCGAGGCAUGCGACCGAUGAAGUGUCCGGAACGGCCAGUGACUGAAGGUGGAACUGCGUUGCUAGGCUCUUCCUACGAGAGUGGGAAAGAUGAGCUGGUUGAUGAGGGACACGUCGUCGAGCUCAUUCACGAAAGCCGGCUGGCCUAUCGAGCUGAGGGCAAUGCCAAUAUCGUGCUCUCGCUGAUGGACGACCACCGGGUGUUGCGGCUGAGAAAGGCGACCAUCAGCUGUCGGGAUGGAAAAGAUCCCACAAUCGAUUUGCAGGGCUUAACCAAAUAUUUCCGGGUGAUUGCGAGCUGCUUUUCCCGCCGGUACGUUCCCGAACCGAAGCUGGGCCGCCUCGGCACGUACGACCUGGAAGCGUUCAACAAAAAGUUAACCAAAUACCGACCAGUGACUCGAUUGGACAAGGAAAUCCACGAAUGUGAUGGAAUACUGUAUCCCGAUGUGGCCUUUCUGCCGAUCAAGCUCGAUCCGGUGACGUUUCUGCAUCAAGACUUCGGACAGGACACCACCACCAGAGGGUACUGGUACAACACCUACUGCGUCGAGAUCAAACCGAAGCAAGGAUGGUCCUUCCACGACGAAUGCUACGAAGAUGGUUUCACCCGCCGGGAACUGUUUUCCAACUGUGAUAGUGCGGAACUUGCCGGAACCGAGAUCGGGAAAUGUCGGUUCUGUUUGUAUCAGUAUUUGAAGCUCCAAAAGAAGUCGAUAGGGAAAGUUAGUAAAUAUUGUCCGUUGGAUCUGUUCUCUGGAAAACCGAUCCGAAUGCUACACGCCGUCAAGGGCCUCAUCGGUGCACCGCAGAACAACUUCAGGCUCUCCAAGAACGGUCGCAUCGUGUACGACGAAAAGCAGGAGAAAUCCGUCUUCAAUCGUAUCCUGAAAGAACUCUUUCCGCGUGACGGACGUACCAAAGAAGAAAGAAAAACCAUUUUUAUGAACCUGAUAAAGGAGAUCCUGCUGAAGGAUUUCUCCACCUAUGAAGCACAUCGUGAUCGAAAGCUGUUGACUAUACGGAAGGAUAGGAAAAAGAAGGAUAAAAAUCAGAUCCACGAACGUACCUGCAGUCCAAUUAAUUAUCAGUUUCUUCCGAAGAGCUGUGCUCUCAAGCAAGUCCUGGACACCCAGCUUCUGGCGAAGUCAAAUCUUACCAAGGUGCGUCCGGACUUGCACCGACAAGGUAGCAGCUCAUCGCCCGGCCCGUUUGCCUUCAUCGAUGAGCUGUACGAGAAGUAUUUGGACUGCCUUGAGGAUUACUGUGGCAACCAGGUGAGCCGGACGGCGUCGGACAGGUCGAAUUACUUCAUCGAGUCCUACCUGGACGAGCAGGAAAAGUAUCAGCUUGGUGCAACCGCGCUGGAUUGUUCCAUUAUGAUCACCUUUAGGCGGCUGGCCGAGCGGGAGGAGGAAAGAUUGCCAUCGGCCGCCCGGAGUCACAUCGUCUCAAUCAAAGCCAUGAAGUUUCUGGUCAACGUUACCAUCACAGAUCUCGACCCAAAAUCGCUCAACCAUCACAAGAAAUACCUCCAACAGUUGCAGAAUUCCGUCGGAGCCUAUCGGGAGUUUAUGUCCAAGAUUAGGCGCUAGAAUAUAAGAAUGUAGGAAGCUGUCGAUUGUUGUCAUUGUCUUAGAGCAUCAGCAUAUGCGUGAUACAUGAAUGUUUUGUGGUGUAACCAUUUUAGAACAAUUACUAUUUAUUAUUCACUUCUCUUCCAUUUUAGGAUAGUGACAAUUUUCUACCGAGGUUUUAAUAGUAUUUGAGGCAAUACAGACUCUCAUGUAGUAGGACAUUAUGGAUAUAAGAUUAGUCUAGCAGAAUGCAAUUACACGGCUCAUACACAAUGUAGAAUACAAUUCCAAUUUAUACACUUCUACAGACCUGUUUGGAUAAAUAUAUGCUCUUAUUUAUUUCCCCUUGUGAA
Messenger RNA from Ochlerotatus camptorhynchus, 2261 nucleotides. Its product is annotated as inositol-pentakisphosphate 2-kinase-like. Gene Ontology annotation, cellular component: nucleus. The transcript has 10 exons. The coding region runs from base 151 to 1926 and encodes 591 amino acids. NCBI's taxonomy places the organism in Eukaryota, Metazoa, Arthropoda, Insecta, Diptera, Culicidae. The record is from RefSeq and is a predicted model, not a curated record. Gene Ontology annotation, biological process: inositol phosphate biosynthetic process. Gene Ontology annotation, molecular function: inositol-1,3,4,5,6-pentakisphosphate 2-kinase activity; ATP binding.